AUGACAUCUCCAUCAUUUGCACUCACCCGGCAAAAUUUGGCCCAACCAGUACCCACCUUAUGGGACGUGGCUAAUAUCUUUGAAUAUGCCACCUCCCGCUUCGCUGCGAUCCGGGAGUCCCUGGACAAGAGCCAAGUAUCUCGCACUCCGCAUUACCAAGAGCGAUUUGUUCAGCAUCUGGUUUGGGAAGCUGAUCGCUUCGUUUUCCCCUUCAUAAACAUGUACGCGAUCAACAACACGCAGCCAUGUUUGUCGGAAUACCUGAAGCAGGUAGUGAAGAUGCUCACGAGCUGGCAGAUGGGUGCUUUGGACAAUCCCAGCCUGUUCCACAAAUUUUCAACACACCAAUUUGACACCUCGGGUGACCUCAUGGUCCGGUACAGGAACCUCUGGAUCCACCAAUACACUUGGUGGAAAGACCGGUUUGACUUGAUGCCGUUUGAGGUGCCCAACCGACUCACUAUGCAUGAGGUCAUACAGCUAUACCGCACCCAUAUGCAACAGACGCCUGCCGCCCACAUUCUGCUGCCAGAGAUCCGCAGGCGUGCAGUGGGUCCAGACCCCUUGCUCAACAAUCUCCGGGUUAUUAGGGAUGAUCUUGAAGACUUGGGGACCAAGCUCAAGGACUGGCUCACCGAAAAGAUCAAAGACGGGAGCACCGCUUUAGAAGAAAUGACCUGA
Molecule: messenger RNA, 681 nt
Organism: Suillus subalutaceus
Lineage: Eukaryota; Fungi; Basidiomycota; Agaricomycetes; Boletales; Suillaceae
Exons: 3
Coding region: 1-681 (226 amino acids)
Source: RefSeq, a predicted model, not a curated record